Scophthalmus maximus (turbot) is the source of this 6894-nucleotide messenger RNA. It is a transcript of the gene cltcl1, whose product is annotated as clathrin, heavy chain-like 1. Gene Ontology annotation, molecular function: structural molecule activity; clathrin light chain binding. Lineage: Eukaryota; Metazoa; Chordata; Actinopteri; Pleuronectiformes; Scophthalmidae. The coding region runs from base 398 to 5503 and encodes 1701 amino acids. The transcript has 32 exons. Gene Ontology annotation, cellular component: clathrin complex; clathrin coat of coated pit; clathrin-coated endocytic vesicle. Gene Ontology annotation, biological process: receptor-mediated endocytosis; intracellular protein transport. The record is from RefSeq and is a predicted model, not a curated record.
AAAAUACAACACACAGGCUGCUCGAUCACCAGCUUACAAUCACCCAGCGCGGAUUGUUUUUCUUGAGGACGGCCCCCUGCGUCCUGACGACGGGGCGGAACUGGUGAUCGCAGCGGGGCUCGGUGCAAGUUGAAACGGACUAGUUUUCUCAGCGGAGGCAGCGGAGUUUUUUUGAUUCAGGACUGUCGUGGGGGGGCACUGAAUGGGAGCAGUCACUGGAUUCGUGCGGUAUCAACGCAAGCUGCCCAGACUUCCCGCUGCUGCCCAUCACAUUUGACUUUUUCCUUUGGGGGGGACGUUUAGACCGCCACGGUUCCUCCGGUUGUCCCCUUCCCCCCUUUCCUUCCUUCAUUCCUUCCUUCCUCGCGGAUUCUGCAGACACACGAAUCGUCCAGAAAUGGCUCAGAUUCUGCCGAUACGGUUUCAGGAACAUCUGCAGUUGCAGAACCUGGGCGUGAACCCCGCCAACAUUGGGUUCAGCUAUCUGACCAUGGAGUCGGACAAGUUCAUCUGUAUCAGGGAGAAGGUCGGCGAUCAGAACCAGGUGGUGAUCGUGGACAUGUCGGACCCCACCAACCCGAUCAGGAGGCCAAUCUCUGCUGACAGUGCCAUCAUGAACCCCGCCAGCAAGGUCAUCGCCCUGAAAGACGCUGCCAAGACGCUGCAGAUCUUCAACAUCGAGAUGAAGAGCAAGAUGAAGGCUCACACCAUGACGGAGGAAGUCAUGUUCUGGAAGUGGAUAUCAGUGAACACUGUUGCCUUGGUGACGGAUACGGCCGUCUACCACUGGAGCAUGGAGGGGGAUUCCCAACCAGCCAAAGUAUUCGAUCGGCACGCCAGUCUGGCAGGAUGUCAGAUCAUCAACUACAGAACUGACGAACAACAGAAGUGGCUACUGCUGAUAGGGAUCUCUGCACAGCAAAACCGCGUAGUUGGAGCAAUGCAACUGUAUUCCGUUGACAGGAAAGUGUCCCAGCCCAUCGAAGGCCACGCUGCUGCCUUCGGGGAUUUCAAAGUGGAGGGAAAUGCCAAAGCCUCCACCCUCUUCUGUUUCGCUGUGCGCUCACAGGCUGGGGGAAAGUUGCACAUCAUUGAAGUCGGUCAACCAGCUGCAGGAAACCAGCCAUUUGCCAAGAAAGCAGUGGAUGUGUUCUUCCCUCCAGAGGCCCAGACAGACUUUCCUGUAGCUAUGCAGAUCGGUAGUAAGCAUGGGGUAAUAUAUUUGAUCACCAAGUAUGGUUACAUCCACCUGUACGACUUGGAGUCCGGAGUGUGCAUCUACAUGAACAGAAUCAGUGCGGAGACCAUCUUUGUGACUGCCCCUUACGAAGCCACCUCGGGAAUUAUUGGGGUCAACAAGAAGGGACAGGUCUUGUCUGUGUGUGUUGAAGAGGAAAAUAUUGUCAACUAUGCCACAAACGUCCUUCAGAACCCUGAUCUAGCGCUGAGGAUGGCUGUGAGGUCAAACCUUGCUGGGGCCGAGGAGCUUUUUGCCAGGAAGUUCAACACUCUGUUUGCCCAGGGAAGUUAUUCAGAGGCUGCAAAGGUUGCUGCAUCAGCACCGAAGGGAAUCCUGCGGACAGCAGAGACCAUCCGUAAGUUUCAGACCGUCCCAGCCCAGCCGGGUCAGGCCUCUCCACUGCUGCAGUACUUUGGUAUUCUACUGGACCAGGGCCAGCUAAACAAGUUUGAGUCUCUUGAGCUGUGCAGGCCCGUCCUGCAGCAGGGCCGCAAGCAACUGCUGGAGAAAUGGCUAAAGGAGGACAAGCUGGAGUGCUCAGAGGAGCUGGGGGACCUCGUGAAGGCCUCUGACCCCACACUAGCUCUUAGUGUGUACCUCCGAGCUAACGUCCCCAACAAGGUCAUCCAGUGCUUUGCAGAGACCGGCCAGUUCCAGAAGAUAGUGCUGUAUGCUAAAAAGGUGGGCUACACCCCCGACUGGGUGUUUUUACUGAGAAAUGUGAUGCGUGUCAAUCCAGACCAGGGACUGCAGUUUGCCCAGAUGCUGGUCCAGGAUGAGGAGCCGCUGGCCAACAUCAACCAGAUCGUAGAUGUUUUCAUGGAGGGUAGUCUGAUCCAGCAGUGCACCUCCUUCCUGUUGGAUGCCUUAAAGAACAACCGCCCAGCUGAAGGACACUUACAAACACGUCUGCUUGAGAUGAACCUCAUACAUGCCCCCCAGGUGGCAGAUGCGAUCCUGGGGAACCAGAUGUUCACACACUAUGACCGUUCCCAUGUUGCUCAGUUGUGUGAGAAGGCAGGUCUGCUGCAGAGAGCUCUUGAACACUACACCGACCAGUAUGAUAUCAAACGAGCCGUGGUGCACACACAUCUGCUCAACCCUGAGUGGUUAGUGAACUUCUUCGGCUCUUUGUCAGUCGAAGACUCGUUGGAGUGUUUAAGGGCCAUGCUGUCGGCUAACAUCCGACAGAACCUGCAGCUGUGUGUCCAGGUAGCGUCUAAGUAUCACGAGCAGCUGGGAACUCAAGCACUAGUGGAACUCUUUGAAUCCUUCAAGAGCUAUGAGGGAUUGUUCUACUUCCUCGGCUCGAUUGUGAAUUUCAGCCAGGAGCCUGAUGUCCACUUUAAGUACAUCCAGGCAGCCUGUAAGACAGGCCAGAUCAAAGAAGUGGAGAGAAUAUGUAGAGAGAGCAACUGUUACGACCCAGAGAGGGUUAAAAACUUCCUCAAGGAGGCCAAACUAACAGACCAGCUUCCUCUCAUCAUUGUGUGUGAUCGCUUUGACUUCGUCCAUGAUCUGGUGCUCUACCUCUACCGCAACAAUCUACAGAAAUACAUUGAAAUCUACGUACAGAAGGUGAACCCCAGCCGUCUACCUGUGGUGAUAGGCGGGCUGCUGGAUGUAGACUGUGCUGAGGAUGUCAUUAAGAACCUGAUCAUGGUGGUCAAAGGGCAGUUCUCCACUGAUGAGCUGGUAGAGGAGGUAGAGAAAAGAAACAGGUUAAAGCUUCUAUUGCCAUGGCUGGAGUCCCGUAUCCAUGACGGUUGCGAGGAGCCGGCCACUCACAAUGCCCUGGCUAAGAUCUACAUUGACAGCAACAACACGCCGGAGCGCUUCCUGAAGGAGAACACGUUCUACGACAGCGCUGUUGUCGGGAAAUACUGUGAGAAGAGAGACCCUCACCUGGCCUGUGUGGCGUACGAGAGAGGACAGUGUGACCUGGAGCUCAUCAAAGUGUGCAAUGAUAACUCAUUAUUUAAGAGUGAGGCUCGAUAUCUGGUGCGACGAAAAGAUCAAGAGCUUUGGGCGAACGUGUUGGAAGAAAACAACCCCUUCAGAAGACAACUCAUUGACCAGGUGGUGCAGACGGCGCUGUCAGAGACCCAGGACCCAGAGGAGGUGUCCGUCACAGUCAAGGCCUUCAUGACCGCAGACCUGCCCAACGAGCUGAUCGAACUGCUGGAGAAGAUUGUACUCGACAACUCGGUCUUCAGUGAGCACAGAAACCUCCAGAACCUGCUGAUUUUGACGGCCAUCAAGGCGGACCGCACUCGUGUGAUGGAGUACAUCAACAGGCUAGACAACUAUGACGCUCCGGAUAUCGCUAAUAUCGCCAUCAGCAAUGAGCUCUUUGAGGAAGCAUUUGCCAUCUUCAAGAAGUUUGAUGUCAACACUUCAGCCAUACAGGUGUUGAUAGAGCACAUAGGGAACUUAGAUCGUGCCUACGAGUUCGCUGAGCGCUGCAACGAGCCUGCGGUGUGGAGCCAGUUAGCCAGAGCUCAGCUGCAGAGAGACCUGGUCAAGGAGGCUAUUGACUCGUACAUUAAAGCUGUUGACCCGUCAGCAUACAUGGAGGUGGUCAACGCAGCCAGCAAGAACAAUAACUGGGAAGACUUGGUCAAAUUCCUUCAGAUGGCCCGAAAGAAAGCGAGAGAGUCGUAUGUUGAGACGGAGCUGAUCUUCGCUUUAGCGAAGACGAACCGCCUGGCUGAGCUGGAAGAGUUUGUCAGUGGGCCCAACAAUGCUCAUAUACAGCAGGUGGGCGAUAGAUGUUAUGAGGAGGGUAUGUACGAAGCAGCCAAGCUCUUGUACAACAACGUGUCCAACUUUGCUCGCCUUGCGUCGACACUCGUCCAUCUCGGCGAGUACCAGGCAGCUGUGGACAGCGCCAGGAAAGCCAACAGCACACGGACAUGGAAGGAGGUGUGUUUUGCAUGCGUGGAUGGCGAGGAGUUUCGGCUGGCACAGAUCUGCGGCCUUCACAUAGUGAUCCACGCCGACGAGCUGGAGGAUCUGAUCAGCUACUAUCAGGACCGUGGCUACUUUGAGGAACUCAUCGCUCUGCUGGAGGCCGCGUUGGGUCUGGAGCGGGCUCACAUGGGCAUGUUCACCGAGCUCGCCAUCCUCUACUCCAAGUUCAAACCUCAGAAGAUGAGGGAGCACCUGGAGCUGUUCUGGUCCAGAGUCAACAUCCCAAAGGUUCUCCGUGCGGCGGAGCAGUCUCACUUAUGGGCAGAGCUGGUGUUCCUGUAUGAUAAAUAUGAGGAGUUCGACAACGCUGCCAUCACAAUGAUGUCUCAUCCAACAGAUGCAUGGAAAGAAGGGCUGUUCAAAGACAUCAUUGCUAAGGUUGCCAAUGUGGAGUUGUACUAUAAAUCUCUUUCUUUCUACCUGGAAUUCAAACCCCUAUUUCUGAAUGACCUGCUGACUAUAUUGUCUCCACGGCUGGACCACAACCGAGCUGUCACCUUCUUCAGCAAGAUGAACCAGCUGAACUUGGUGAAGCCUUACCUGAGAUCUGUCCAGAGUCACAACAACAAGUCCGUCAACGAAGCUCUCAACAACCUGCUGACAGAGGAGGAAGACUUCCAGGGCCUGAGAGCAUCAAUCGAUGCCUAUGACAACUUUGAUACCAUCGGCCUGGCUCAGAGGUUAGAGAAACACGAACUUGUUGAGUUUAGACGUAUCGCAGCCUACCUGUACAAGGGCAACAACCGCUGGAGACAGAGCGUAGAGCUCUGCAAGAAGGACAAACUCUACAAGGAUGCCAUGCUGUACGCUGCAGAGUCUAAAGAUGCUGAGCUGGCAGAGACGCUGCUCCAGUGGUUCCUGGAGGAGGGCAGGAAGGAGUGCUUCGCCGCCUGCCUCUUCGCCUCCUACGACCUGCUCCACCCCGAUGUGGUGCUGGAGCUGGCCUGGAGGCACAACAUCGUGGAUUUUGCCAUGCCAUACUUCAUCCAAGUCAUGAGGGAGUACCUGGCAAAGGUUGAUGAGUUUGCAGCGAAGGUGACGGUGGACAAACUGGAGGAGGCGGAGAGCCAAAGGAAAACCGAGGAGGAGGUGACAGAGCCUCAGCCGAUUGUGUUUGGCCAGCAGCUGAUGUUGACUGGCUCUCCCGCUCCUGUGACGCCCCAGCCAGGGUACCCAGGCUAUGGCUACCCUGCCAACGCAGCGGGCUACCCUGUGCAGGCCGCUGCUGCUGCUGCCGCUGCCGCUGCCCCUGGGUAUCCUGCUCAGCCCGCUUAUGGCUUCGGCAUGUAGAGGCCUGACCCUGCCUCUUCCACCCCUCUCUCUACUACACACUCACACACCUUAGACCUGAACCACACUGAACCGUGCUGCUCUGGGUGUCUACUGGCUGAACGGCGCGGAGGACCCCCCCCCCCCCCCCCCCACAACCUAAACUGGGCGUUCAUUUUCCCAACGAGACUCCUACCAAGUUUACUGAAACUGCAAUAGAAACCACCUACACUUCAGAAGGUCUGCAACAAGGCUCAUGGACCCCCCCCCACCUCCUUCUCACUAGGACGUUAUAACUGCAUCACUGAUCUACACAGCAUGACCGUCACGUUUCAGCUCCUAGAGGAAUUAACAUACUGAAAAUAACAAUGUGACACCAAACCACUCUCUCCAUGUAGACGUAACUAACCAUAAAGCAGCUUUUUCCUUUGUUUUUAUUUUAUAUUUUUCCUGAUAGAUCCAGCACUGAUGAGGAAGAGACUUUGUUUUGGAGGAGUGGAGGGGCGUGUGUGUGUCUCUCUCCCUCCCUCCUAAAGCACUGCUAGGGCCUUAUAUACGUUGAGAAGGUGGCAAAAAAAAAAAACAGGCAAAUGUUUUCAUGUUUAAUUUCACAACUGUCUCAUGCUCUGAUUAGAAAGACAGUUACUGUGCAAUAGUUCUUGUUUGUCCUUUCAAAACAGGUACAAAGUGUUUGCUGUAUACGGACUAAGAACACUUGUUUAUGGGGUUACGGUACUGUCUGUGUGCGUGUGCGUGUGCGUGUGCGUGUGUGUGUGUGUGGAGCCUCUGGAGCCUUUGAGGGAUACAUCAACAAACCUAGAGGUACUCAAUGAAAUGUCCACUCCCCCGCAGCAGCAAACGAUUCCCUGUGUCAUUGAUCUGCGAUCUUGACCUUUUUUUGGACACCUGGAUUUUCAGGAUGAUUGAGACAGGAGGAAAGGAAGCAGGUGAAAUAAGAAGAAAAAAUAUGCUAUAUACUGUAGUCUGUGCAUGUGCUGCCAAACUAUAAUGCUGCAACCAGGAGCACAAUUUUCAUGUUACACUCAAGUAUAUCCAUCAUUACUAAUGUUGUGUCAAAAACAGAGUGAUGUUUGAUGAAAGUUUCUCAGCUGACUAACUAACAAGAAAACAAACCGACCGACUUGAGAUGAGAACACGGGAACAUUAGCUCACAUCCCGGUGCCAGUUGUUUCAAAUGAAUAAUCAUUAUUGUACUGAAAACCGUGUAUAAUUUAAGAUAUACCUACCUAAUCAAAGAAGUCAAAUAUUAUGGAAUACCAUACGUAUUGUCUAUAGUGUGUUGUUGUAGUCUUAAAAAAAAAAGAAAGCAUAAUGAUUUUUGUAAGAAAAGUGCAAAAUGCAAAAACAAGCAGGUUAAUAAAUGGCAAACCUUGGAGGUAAGGGUGCUCAAA